AUGAUAAUGGCGAGAGGGAUGAUAGCAAAAUAUGGGGUGAUAAAGCUGAAUCUGUGUUCAUUGAUCUUUUGGUGGAAGAAGUUAAAAAGGAAAAUCGUGUUACUUCAACCUUUUCACCAACUGGAUUCGCCAAUCUCAUUGCUGGUUUGA
Messenger RNA from Linum tenue, 150 nucleotides. The record is from the annotation of a GenBank genome assembly. NCBI's taxonomy places the organism in Eukaryota, Viridiplantae, Streptophyta, Magnoliopsida, Malpighiales, Linaceae.